GAGAUACGGAGGUAAUAACAAAUGCACCUUGCAUUCGACCUUCCUCUUUCAAAUAAGCCCUCACCCAGCCCCAAAUCUUCUCAUAUAAGGACGAAUAAAGAAAGUGUGUAGCAAUACGUGAAGAUCGCUGUAUACACGAUUCUAAAUUCGAAUUGAUCGGACAUAUGGAAAUUUAUCGUACGCGGAAAAAUGUGACAGAGAUUAAGGAAGGUUAUCGGUACGGAGGCGAGAAAAACAUGGAUUGAAGUUGUAUAUAAGGUCAGUCGAUCAGUCGGAUCGUCAGUGUGAAGAGGUUCAAACAGCAGAAAAGAUGUUCAUUAAAUUCUUUACGUUUCUUUUGCUGCUCGCCAUCGUUAGCUCGAUGAGCAUCCACACGGGCUACAGAAGAUCUUACGAACCUGAUUUAUCUGAAGCAAGGAAAUGUAUACCGGAUGCAAAUUACUAUGAUGGAUGCAAUUGGUGCACCUGUUAUGAAGGAGGAUUUAUCGGCUGCACUCGGAAAGGGUGUCAAACAUACAAUGCCGAAACUGGCAGGUUUGAAACACCCAAAGAGUUACCACCCCCAGACAAUUUCUGGGAAAAGAAUGAAUCUAAUUAAUUACGACUACUUAUCGAAAUAACGUGUGCUUGAACGUAAAAGAAGAAAUUGAUUGCAACUUUGUGUAUUAUUUCAUUGAUGUAUGUAACUAAGUUAGAAAAAUAAAAAAUUUA
Osmia bicornis bicornis is the source of this 711-nucleotide messenger RNA. RefSeq lists its product as uncharacterized. Gene Ontology annotation, molecular function: peptidase inhibitor activity. NCBI's taxonomy places the organism in Eukaryota, Metazoa, Arthropoda, Insecta, Hymenoptera, Megachilidae. The record is from RefSeq and is a predicted model, not a curated record. The transcript is spliced from 2 exons. Bases 311 to 598 code for a protein of 95 amino acids.